Messenger RNA from Marchantia polymorpha subsp. ruderalis, 363 nucleotides. The record is from the annotation of a GenBank genome assembly. Lineage: Eukaryota; Viridiplantae; Streptophyta; Marchantiopsida; Marchantiales; Marchantiaceae.
UAGAUGGUGCCUUUCGUCCUCUGCCUCGGAUCUUCCGUUGAUUCCUAUGCGGGAAAAUUUCCAUUGUCAACAGCAUUGGAGUGCCCUCUUUCAUUGGCCAUGCCUAGAAUUCCGAGAGCAGGUGUGGUUGGUUCGGCGUGAUUCGAUCGCAUCGAAGGUUAUGCAGUCAUGCUUUGGGAAGACUCUAUAUCCAAUCCACUGCGGACAUGGCUUGUUAACUGUCUCGAGACAUUCUUACAUUUGGGGACUUUUAGUGGAGAUCUGCUGCUACUCUCUCAUUGAGUGACACGGAGAGGCAGAAUGCAGUAAAAGGCGACACAGCCAGUUCUAACCUCAAAUUAUAUAAAUUGAAAAUUUGUCCAU